AUUACCCUUCACAUAUCAUACGUCCACGCGAUAGUCAACCCCACGCUGUUUCUAGUCCUGCACAGAGGUUUGCGCAGAGCCACUCUCGACUUUUGCUGUGGCUGGAUCCCGUUAUGGUUGAUGUCGUCGCCGAACCUACCACCCCCGCCCGAUCCACCUCGCGCGGCUGACAUAUCCCUUUUGAAACCGUCUCUGCUACCCGCACCGGCCCACCCCGAUAGCUCUAUGGUAAUUAAAUAUUAUAUGGAGACUCCGAUUUGAGUCCCUGGAAUCCUAUCGAAUCCAUGAACAACGGGGGUCCACUCAUCUCGAUUUCGCACUACUCUUGUCCAGACCUGUGUUCUUCGCCACCGGAAAGCGAAUAGUAUACGGAUUGGGACAGGUCCACCAGGAUAUGAGACGAUAAAAUGGACUGGACUCCUGAAGGACCUGCUGGGUAGGGCACCAAGCUGACAAAAAUUGUCAGUUCACACAAAUUUGAAAUUCGGAAACCUUCAGUAACAUGGCUUGUGCACAUUUUCAUAAUAAUUGUGAGAGAAAAUAUGUCAUUGAUGGAAAAUUAUUGAUGCAUUUUUCAUAGAUUUCUAGAGAUGAAACAAAAUCCAAAUUCUAGUUUAAGUUAAUCUAAGGUAAAUUUCGAAAACCUUUUUCCUUUCUUCCAUUCCCGAUCCAAAAGAUUUGUCACUCUUUUGUUAACUUCCAAUCACUAUAGAUCAUAAAAGCCACUAAUACAGGCUAUGUGACGCGAAUUUUUUCUUUUAAUAAUUGACAAUAUUAACUAACCAAUGUGACACAAUUAAAAUUUUGAUAAAUCAGUCGUUGAACAUAUGGUAACAUGAAAAUUUCCAAAUGAACUAAUCUAAAGAAAUGAACUUUAAUGAACUAUUUCAGCAUUCAAGACGUUAUAUCAAAAAAACCAAAACUUUUUUUGCCAAAAACCAAUCUCCCCUAUCCCUUUCAAUUUAAACGAAAUUCUCAUAGCCACCAUUGAAACCAAAUAAGCAUUUGAAUAUCAUAAUGUAUCGUCAUCGUGACAUAAGUAGAUUAAACACAUCUUUGAUAUAAAGUCAUGGUAUAAAUGAAUUGAGUGUUUCAUUUUGAAAUACU
Molecule: messenger RNA, 1107 nt
Organism: Leptinotarsa decemlineata (Colorado potato beetle)
Lineage: Eukaryota; Metazoa; Arthropoda; Insecta; Coleoptera; Chrysomelidae
Biological process (GO): G protein-coupled receptor signaling pathway
Cellular component (GO): membrane
Molecular function (GO): G protein-coupled receptor activity
Source: RefSeq, a predicted model, not a curated record